Molecule: messenger RNA, 1311 nt
Organism: Lactuca virosa
Lineage: Eukaryota; Viridiplantae; Streptophyta; Magnoliopsida; Asterales; Asteraceae
Source: the annotation of a GenBank genome assembly
AUGGCGACAAGUGAAGGUGAUAUGAGAAGUGAAGCCGAGGAUCGAAAAAUCAACGAAGAAUACAAGAUUUGGAAGAAGAACACCCCGUUCUUAUACGACCUGGUCAUGACUCAUCCGCUUGAAUGGCCGUCGCUCACCGUUGAAUGGCUCCCUGAUCUUGAAGAACCCGCCGGAAAAGACUAUUCCGUACAGAAGUUGAUUCUCGGGACCCACACCUCCGUCGGCGAGCCUAAUUACCUCAUGAUCGCUAAGGUUCACUUGCCUGUCAAAGACGCUGAAAUCGCCGUUCCUCAGUACGACGAUAGCCGCCCUGAUCUUGGCGGAUUUGGAUGCACCAAUGGCAAGGUACAAGUGAUUCAGAAAAUUAAUCACGAUGGAGAGGUGAACAGAGCUCGUUAUAUGCCUCAAAACCCUUUCGUGAUAGCCACAAAGACGAUAAAUGCAGAGGUUCAUGUUUUUGAUUAUCGCAUACACCCAUCUGAAUCUGAUCCACCUUCAGAAAGAGAAAAAGAAUGCAAACCUGAUUUGAGAUUAAAGGGUCACACUGCUGAGGGAUUUGGUCUUUCAUGGAGUAAAUUCAAGAAAGGUUAUUUGUUGAGUGGUUCUGAUGAUUCUCGAAUUUGUUUGUGGGAUGUUCAUGCAACUCCAAGAAAUAAGACUCUUGAUGCUAUGCAAAUCUUCAAGAUUCAUAAGGGAGUCGUAGAAGAUGUAGCUUGGCAUUUAAAGCGCGAAUACUUAUUUGGUUCAGUUGGUGAUGACAAAUACUUGCACAUAUUUGAUCUUCGAUCUCCAACAUUCACCAAACCUAUCCAAACCCUAAUGGCUCAUCAAAACGAGGUCAUGUCAUUAUCAUUCAACCCUUUUAACGAGUGGACAUUGGCAACGGGGUCAACAGACAAGACUGUAAAGCUAUUCGAUUUACGAAAACUUACGACUGCUCUUUACACAUUUAGUCACGAGGACGAGGUAAUUCAAGUUGCAUGGAGUCCGAAGAAUGAGUCAGUUUUAGCAUCUAGUUGUCUUAAUAGACGACUCAUGAUAUGGGAUAUUAGUCGGAUUGGAGAGGAGCAAGUGCCGGAAGAUGUGAAAGAUGGGCGACCGGAGUUGCUGUUUAUUCAUGGUGGACAUACGAGUAAAGUGUCGGAAUUUUCAUGGAAUUCAAAUGAAGAUUGGGUGAUUGCUGGUGUUGCUGAAGAUAACAUUCUUCAGAUAUGGAAGAUGGCUGAAAACAUAUAUCAUGAUGAAGAAGAUGAUUGGGCUGAUAUGCCUGAAGAUCAACCUGGCCCAUCUCAAAACAAAAAAAACAAAUAG